GAUAGAUCAUGUGAGGAGCCGCCGUUCUUUAAUUCCCCUCUCUUCAAUCUUCAAACCAAAAAUUAAAAGAUUUUGAAACUUUGAAAAAUAUUGAAAGAAGAAAAAAAGAGAGAGAGAGAGAGAGAGUUUUGGUUUAUAAACGUUUAUUACACUUCUUCAAGUUAAUUAAUAAUCACUUCAUUACGUCUCUCUCUCUCUGUCUCUGGGUUUGGUUUAAAGUGCGUAUUUUUGUGGGUUUGCUUUUGUGGGGGUUUGAAUGGCGUCGACUGCUUCGAAAUUCAUCAAAUGUGUGACUGUUGGAGAUGGUGCCGUUGGAAAAACUUGUAUGCUCAUCUGCUACACUAGCAACAAAUUCCCUACUGACUACAUACCAACAGUUUUUGAUAACUUUAGUGCAAACGUUGUAGCUGAAGGCAUCACUGUCAACUUAGGCCUUUGGGACACUGCCGGUCAAGAAGACUAUAACAGACUAAGGCCUUUGAGUUACAGAGGAGCAGAUGUUUUUGUGUUGGCUUUCUCAUUGAUCAGCCGAGCUAGCUACGAGAAUGUAUUUAAGAAGUGGAUCCCUGAACUCCAGCGCUUUACACCAGGAGUCCCCAUUGUACUUGUUGGUACCAAAAUGGAUCUUCGUGAAGAUAAACAUUAUUUGUCUGAUCAUCCUGGACUGUCCCCAGUAACUACAUCACAGGGAGAGGAACUCCGCAAGCAUAUUGGAGCAACAUAUUACAUUGAAUGCAGCUCAAAAACUCAACAGAGUGUGAAAGCCGUAUUUGAUGCCGCUAUCAAAGUGGUAAUCAAACCAGUGGUGAAACAAAAGGAGAGGAAGAAGAAGCAAAAGCCACGCAAUGGAUGUCUCUCUAACAUUCUUUGCGGGAACCAUUGAUGACGCAACUCCAAUCUGAGGAUUGUUCAUUUCUUUUUUCUUUUUUUUUUUUUUCUGAUUGCCCUGUCAUAUACAUAGAGUUGGCAGGGAUAAAGCCUGAAUUCGAUAGUAGCUUCUUUGAUUAUGUUUGUAAAUGUGACCGUGAUGUUUGUUUUUUCCGAUUUUGGUUAUAUAGUUGUUUUCGCCAUUUUGGAG
Messenger RNA from Capsella rubella, 1078 nucleotides. Its product is annotated as rac-like GTP-binding protein ARAC8. Gene Ontology annotation, biological process: regulation of actin cytoskeleton organization; regulation of cell shape; actin filament organization. The record is from RefSeq and is a predicted model, not a curated record. Lineage: Eukaryota; Viridiplantae; Streptophyta; Magnoliopsida; Brassicales; Brassicaceae. Gene Ontology annotation, cellular component: plasma membrane; cell projection; cell cortex. Gene Ontology annotation, molecular function: GTP binding; GTPase activity; protein kinase binding. The transcript is spliced from 8 exons. Bases 257 to 883 code for a protein of 208 amino acids.